Messenger RNA from Brenthis ino (lesser marbled fritillary), 468 nucleotides. NCBI's taxonomy places the organism in Eukaryota, Metazoa, Arthropoda, Insecta, Lepidoptera, Nymphalidae. The record is from the annotation of a GenBank genome assembly.
AUGGCUUAUUUAUUUGGCAACAUAUGUAAAUGCCUAUGCUUAAGAAAUCGUGCCGGUCUCAAUGUGAUUCAAACUGCGUCUUAUCAUGCUAAUGUUAUAGAUCAUUACGAAAACCCCCGUAAUGUUGGGUCUCUUGACAAAAAAGAUAAGAACGUCGGAACAGGUUUAGUUGGAGCCCCAGCUUGCGGAGAUGUGAUGAAAUUGCAAAUCAAAGUUGACGACAAUGGAAAAAUUAUUGAUGCUAAAUUUAAAACUUUUGGAUGUGGAUCUGCAAUAGCUUCAAGUUCAUUAGCUACAGAAUGGGUAAAGGGCAAAUCAGUUGAUGAGGCAUUGAAAUUAAAAAAUACUGAUAUUGCUAAAGAACUCUCAUUACCUCCUGUAAAGCUUCAUUGUUCUAUGCUUGCAGAAGAUGCCAUUAAAGCAGCAUUGUCUGACUAUAGAAUCAAACAGCAGGAAGCCGAUAAGAAA